AAGCCGUCCCCUUUCUCUACCCGAGUCCGACCGGCGACACUACUCUGACCUGAAUUUCGACCGUUCAUGGGAUGGGGGAUAGGGAUUGUCUCGCUGGGGUGGAGAGUCUGGAGACAUGGGGAGGGGUCUUUGGUCAAAACCCUCCCCAUUGCCAUUCGUAGUCGUGAUACCAAUACCAUUACCAACAAAGGCUUUUUUGGACAAUGGAGCCGCCUAAUGCCAGCUGCUUCUGGAGUCUGGACGCUGAAGCUCCUCUGCUUCUUCUGCGGGCUGCAAUGGUCCGCUGCAUCACUGUCCUGCCCGGGGGAGAAUGGCAAGUUAUUUGUGGCGGAAAUAUGCAGAUUAUGUGUACUCAAAGUGGGAAAAGACAAUUCUCUGGGACAUGGUUGAGCCGUACAGGCGGCCCAAAUCUUUCACCCCUCUCGUGACAAUCUAUAUUGUUGCUUUUUAUACCGGGGUAAUUGGAACUGCCGUCACAAAGCAACUUUAUAAGGUAUUAUUUAAUUGUUAUCUUAUGACAUUCAGUUGAAUCAAAUAUGACGAUUGUGACAUUCAGACAUUUAGUACAUGCCUUGUAUAUCUGUUUUGGCUUUUGAUAUAUGGAAAAUUAUAACAGAAGUUAUUGCUGAUCUUUAUAAACCAAUCCUUAAACUCAACUCUGGGUCCUCAAACUCCUUCAUUCCUAAAACAAGGACUUUUACAGGGGCAUUUUAAAUAUGCAAGUUUCUCACAUUUUGUGUCUUUCAGGCUUUCCGUUUUUAAUGAUGUUGGGCCUCCAUUAGGAAAAGCCACGUUGGACCAAACCCAAAUGCUGAGCCGUGGUUUCUGCUACUAGCAAGGACUGAACCUAAGAUCCCUGAGUUUGCAAUGGGUCCGUACUUCACUGUACCUGUCCAGGUUUUAUGUUCUUUUAUUGGGCCUUGUUGGAGGUGAUUAGAGUUAUGCAAAGAAGUAUGUCGUGAUGGGCGAGGCAAGUCAUAAAUAAGUUGAUUUGAUUUUCAGGGUGGGGGCUGCCUAGUGCAGGAGUCUUCCACAACUACAGGACCUCGACCUUGCCUGCACAAAUGAGACUCUGUUUUUUUUUUACUCAGUUGCAUCAGCAGCUCAAAUCGGAGCUACCAAGUCAAUUUGACUUGAGGAUCGGGGAGAAUUGCACUACUCGUGUGAAGCAUGAAUUAUUUAUGAUUUAGGAGGGAUGGGCUGGAAGAAUGCACAAUCUGUGCAUUGUUGGAUGCAAGUGCACCUUGUAAUAUCUCUGAGGCACUUAUGCUGUCAGCUGCUGCAAAUUUGUUUAAAUUGCACACUUCACCUUUAUGGGGACCUUAUCCUACUAAUCUGUAUAAAAUCCCUUAUAAAUCUGCUUUACUUUGAGAUGUUACUGUUACUUCCGUUGCCUUGUCACGUCCUGUUAAUGGUUAUCCACGGGUCAUAUUAUGGGAACACUAGUGAACUGGAUUUUGCCAAGAUUCAUAGGUGUCUAGUGUGUCUCAGCAUGUUGUCUCUUGAUCUAUGGUGUACGGAAAUUAUUCACUUGCAGAAAUAUAUACUCUUAACUUGUAAAUUAUAUCUUUGAAAAAUUGAACAGGAGAAAUACUGGGAAGAACACCCUGUCCAAGCAGUGCCUCUAAUGAAGCCAAAGUUCUAUUCUGGUCCUUGGAAGGUAAUGAGAGGGGAGACUCUUCCUGCCACCCAGUGAAAUACAGUCAUCUAUGUUAUUUUCUUCAUAUAAUCUUACUGAUUGAAGCAAGCAAAUAUCUGCAUGUCAUUAGCUAGCUGAAUCCUGGUACUGCUAUUACUUCAUAUUUCACAACAAGGAUCUGUGUUUCAUAUGCAUUGAGGAAGCGUUCUAGUAUUUGUGCGAUUCUGAUUGCAUUCUUUAUGCUGAUACUGAGAUGGUAAUAAUAAUAAUAAUCUGAGAGGUACUUUUAUUC
Molecule: messenger RNA, 1931 nt
Organism: Diospyros lotus (date-plum)
Lineage: Eukaryota; Viridiplantae; Streptophyta; Magnoliopsida; Ericales; Ebenaceae
Exons: 3
Coding region: 67-390 (107 amino acids)
Source: RefSeq, a predicted model, not a curated record